Molecule: messenger RNA, 1533 nt
Organism: Physcomitrium patens
Lineage: Eukaryota; Viridiplantae; Streptophyta; Bryopsida; Funariales; Funariaceae
Product: transcription factor bHLH63
Biological process (GO): regulation of DNA-templated transcription
Cellular component (GO): nucleus
Molecular function (GO): protein dimerization activity; DNA-binding transcription factor activity
Source: RefSeq, a predicted model, not a curated record
CAUUCGAGUUAGCCACAAGUCCAAAAGUUACUCAGAAGUAGAGCAACCCGAAACUCAUGGAGUAUUCAAAGCAGGACUUCAUUCGUGUGCGGGCUCGGAGAGGCCAAGCUACUGACAGCCUUAGCGUGGCUGAGUGGGUGCGCUGCGAAAAGAUUAGGAAGCGGAUGAAGUACUUGCAGGACCUUGUUCCUGGCUGCCGCAAAGUCACUGGCAAAACAGACAUGCUCGAUGAAAUUAUCAAUUACGUCCAGUCCCUCCAAUGCCAAGCCGAGAGUCUUUCGAUGAAGCUAGGGGCCGUGCACCCUGCUCCUUUAGACCACUUGACACUCGAGAGCCUCCUGAGCAUUGAGGAGGUUCUGCAGUCGCAGUGGUCAAAUAUUCUUUGUACCUCAGACUCGACAAGCUCUCCAGAGUUUGGGUUGCAACAGCUCCCGCAGCAGCGAGGGUCGAUGCUAGAUGGGCAUUGCAACUUCGAUCACUUUCAAGCAAAUUUGGGCUAUAGCUUCAAUGGAAGUUCUUAACGCACCAUGAGCACUCCCAUUGGUAACUUUGCCGAGAUGCAAACAAUGGUGAAUUCUUUUGAUAAUAAUCUCGUCUCGCAAUUUACGAAUUGGAGCGACUCGCUGCCCAACGUCAUGCACAUGGCCCAGCUACAACAACAAUCUAGCCGCCUUGGAUCAUAUCAGCUCCCUGUGGGUCACAUGAAGGUGGAGUUCUGAUGGAUGGCAACAGUAUCCAGCACAUUUCUUGAGCCAAGAGGCUAUUAUCGACAAUUUUGAAGAGUUCUGCACAAAUUUCUAGCGUAUUUUCGCACAUGCGCAAUAGAGUUUCUCUACCGAAUACCAUAAGCGAUCGUAUGGAUGAUUGCCUUUCAAUAUGAAUCAACUGUUUUUUUGCUACCGUAAUUUUUCCAGGGGUCUGGUGGAUGUUGUGUAGGUGGUCAAUUUUGAUCACCGCCUAGACACCCACACUUAUGCAGUGCGUAGCCAUACUAUCGUGAACACUUGAGCCUCUUCCGGGAACGGAGAAGUCUUCCCCGGCGCCUUGCACAGCGAAUUAGCAUCUCUAUGUUGUCGAUCUCAGAUUUAUUUUAGCGCCUAUACAGAGAUUUACACUACCUAGGUGUAAAUAUAAAACAGCCUUCUCAAACUCCCUAAUUCCUACUGGGCUGUGGGUAUUCGCAAUAUUCAUUCUAAAAAAAUUAACAUAAACGCAUUUGUCCUAUGCCUCUGUCUAUUUGCAUGUUUAUUUGCCACUACAGUUUUGAAAGAUGAGAGGAUCUGCUGUGUGGCUACAAGUUUCACUUUGACGCCUCACAGUAAUUUCAUCUUUACAUGUAGACUUGCCAUCCUCUUCUUUACAUUGUAUUGUGCUUCUUGUAUGCGGCAAGAACACUUGUAGUAAUUGAUCAACACACCAUUACAUCAAGGCCAAAGUAGAACUAGUUGAUGUAGCUCAAGUGUGUACCCUAAACAUUGGCAACAACAAAGGCGGCAUUUCAUGAGGUGCCCAAGAUGUAAGGCAAAGUGCUAC